This is a messenger RNA of Mauremys reevesii (Reeves's turtle), 1317 nucleotides long. RefSeq lists its product as uncharacterized. The coding region runs from base 345 to 1097 and encodes 250 amino acids. The record is from RefSeq and is a predicted model, not a curated record. The transcript has 2 exons. NCBI's taxonomy places the organism in Eukaryota, Metazoa, Chordata, Testudines, Geoemydidae.
UUUAUCAUUUUCCCCAUGUGUCUAUAAAGCAAAAGGUUCCCAGGCAAAGAGAGCUGAGGAAAGAAUGAGGGAGUAAGGAAACCUCCCCCACCCCUACCCCAAAAGAGAGAAACUGCUGCCAUGCUUCAUUUAGAAUCACAGUGACUACCGUUUGGAAACAGUUCAAAGCCUGCCAGCUCUGGCAUUAGUUAAUGCAGUUAUUGCUGUCCUAAGGUACAAAAGUGAUAUAGAAAUGUCAGUGCUCUGCUAGGUUGUGGAGUGUUGGUAGGAGGUUGAGGAAACACCAAAGCAACUCCCUGCUAGCUGUGGAGGGUCCUGUCCAUUAAGCAGUCUGAGCUCCAGAGAUGGCUGCAGCAGCAGUCGCUGGAAUUAUCCCUGUGCUUCACUCACUCGCUGGUGAUGAGACCAGCUAUUACAUCGGACGCAAGCUGUGGUUUGGCUUUUUAGGAUUAUACACAGUGGUGAUCUAUGUGGAACGUUUGCCCUGGAUCUCUCUGAAUAGUGACUUUCGGUGCCAUGGUAACAUCUCUGCCCCCUGCAUGGGAGAGUGUUUUGAGCAACAUUUCAACAAGCCUAUCAUUGGGACCUGGUACAUGUCUUGUUUCCUUUUCCUUUGUGUAUUUCUCCUGAUGGAAUUCUUUGUCUUUCAACUGAGGCACAAGCAAAUCAAAGUCAAAGCUGGACAGGAAAAAGAAGUUGAAGUGAGCUCAAUGGUAGGAGUCCAAGAAGAAAGCCAAAGCCAAAGGAGUGUUCCCGUUAUAGACUUUCACAUUCAGAAGUCACUUCUAAGCUUGUACCUUUUUAACUUCUUACUGCAGCUGGUUAUCCAGUCAGUGUUCCUGUCUAUUCUACUCAAUGAUCACCUGCCACGGGUCAAUAGCGCCUCCAUAUUAUGUAGCACCAAGCUCUGCCCAGGUCCUUACAACUGCCUGGUGAUGGGAUCAAUGGAAAAGAGGAUGUCGAUUUACACCCUGGCGACACUUGCUAUGCUUAUUAUUAUCUUUUGCAGUGCAAUUUUCAUAUAUAGUAUUCAUCAUUACCUGCUGAAAGGACUAGAGCAGCUGAGAGCUAGAGACUUAUGGCUAUGGGAAGUUUGAUACUGUAUUCAAAGCCACAGAAUGGAUAAACUUCCACAAGUUACUCCUGAAUUGUAGAGAGCACAUAAAAAGCUCUGACUUUUUACUUUUUCCUAUAAUUAUUUUUUCUGGUGUAGUGAUGCACAGAAAGUAUCUGUUUUUGAUGACAUGUCAUUGGGAGUCAUAUCUAUUCAUCAUCUCUUGCUAUUGAAUUACGUCACGUAAUAAAUUAUGAAAAUUG